CCAUAUCAUUGUUUAUAUAUAUAUAUUUUAUAAUACAUUUAACAGCCUUUGAAAUGAACAGGAAGAGUGGAAAGCAUCGCUCUGUCAAAUACAGUCAAUAAAAGAAAUGAACAUAACCUUGUUGAGGUACCCGCGGAUGUAGGAUCGAUGGAGCCAGGUGCUCCUAAUUGAUACCAACGGCGCAUUGAUUAAAUUCGAUCCGUAGUUACGUCACGCGUUAUUCAACUUGUAUGUACACCGUAUUUAAUCAAAUUGAGAGCGUUAGAGCAGGUUUAACUGUAAGCGGCGUUAAGUCAUCUGGAUCCAGUGCUUCAAUGAACUAAACCAGAUCAGCAGAAAAACAGUCAAACGGGAAUUAUUUCUGCUCCGAAAGGGCUCACCCCAACCCGUAUGAAAGAUGAGUCAAAAAGCGGAUGGAGGACUCCUCCAGCUCGGACAGGACACGCACAACUCUCCUGGAAAGACCUCGUCAGAAGUGAACGCCACCGCAAGGCCCUUCACUGUGAACCAGAGCAGCGUGGUGUGUCUCCCCCUGGUCUCUGACAGCCAGAGGAUCAUAUGGGUGUCCUCGGACCAGAUAAACCUGCAGCUGGACGGUGCGGACAAGCUGAGCGAGGCCUUCGACCACUUUCCCUACCUGACACGGGAACGGGCCGCCGCACUGGCGCAGCACUGCUCUCUGCACCCGGACCAGGUGAAGGUGUGGUUCAUGGCACAGAGGCUCCGCUACGGCAUCAGCUGGGACCCUGAAGACAUCCCCGCUGUGCGGAAGAAGUUGGCGUCGGGUCCGGGUGGAGUGAUGGGAGAAAACGGGGGAUUAGAUAAGGAAAUGCAGCCGGAGCAACCGAAGAAGAAGAAGAAGAAGCUCAAAAGAAUGACUGUACCCGACGAAAUGGGAAAGAAGAGAGUGAAGCACGGGGGAGACGGUGUUGGGGGGAGAGCGGAGGGGGAAGAAACAAGAAGUGAAGGAGCUAAUGUGGAGACGACACAUUUGGGCAAAAAGAGGAAGGCCAAAUCAGGCCAAAGACUAGCGCCCGUCCAGCCGUGGCCUCCCCGCCGCAGCCUGGAGGCGCCCAACGACCUGCUGGAUGCCAGCUGUCAAACCCGGGCCUCCCCUGCGCCCCCCGUCCCCUGCGUCCACCGAGGGCCGCUGAAAACGGAGGCGCAGACCGACCUCGACCUCGACGGGGAGGGAGUCGCGCUCCCCGGCCGCGUCCGCUUAAGGGCCAGGUCGCAGGCCCAGUUGGAGAUGAUGCAGGCGGCGUUCGCGCAGUGCCAGUAUCCCAACGUGGAGGACUACAACCGCCUGUCGGAGGCCAUCGAGGUGCCGCGCUACGCGCUGGUCCAGUGGUUCGGCGACAUGCGCUACUACGUCAAGAAAUUCCACCCGCGCUGGCUGAGCGGCGAGCAGUACGCCCGGGCGCUGGCCACCAUCAGGGACCAGCAGCACCUGAGGUCGCUGGAGAAGGUUCAGCCCCGAGGGAGCUGCGGCGAGGAGCAGAGCAGGCCGGUGUCUCCGAAGGAGAAAACGGCGCAGCAGCCCGCGGGCCUAAUGCCCCUCUGAAAGGGAGCGCGUUUCGUCUAAGGCUGGACGUUUUAAACUUACAGGCGGACGUUUGAUGGGGCCGUGCAAAAAUUGAGACACAGUCUCAAGAAGUUGCCUUUUAUGUUCUUCUGC
Pungitius pungitius (ninespine stickleback) is the source of this 1678-nucleotide messenger RNA. RefSeq names its product homeobox and leucine zipper encoding b (gene homezb). NCBI's taxonomy places the organism in Eukaryota, Metazoa, Chordata, Actinopteri, Perciformes, Gasterosteidae. Gene Ontology annotation, biological process: regulation of transcription by RNA polymerase II. Bases 398 to 1564 code for a protein of 388 amino acids. The transcript has 2 exons. The record is from RefSeq and is a predicted model, not a curated record. Gene Ontology annotation, cellular component: nucleus. Gene Ontology annotation, molecular function: DNA binding; DNA-binding transcription factor activity, RNA polymerase II-specific.